AUGGACUCCUCGAGCAGAACCAGCAUCAUUCGCGAUCUCGAGCGAGGAAAGCAUGACCAGUAUAACAUAGAACGUCCUCCCAUCGAAGAGUAUGAUUCGGACUCCAUCCCUUCCAUCAGUGACCUACAAAGAACUAUACCUUCAACCCUCGGCUGGUGGAAGGAGGAGUAUGUCUACUGUGGUGUGUGUAUUGCAGCCGCAGCCGGCCUCAUAGCUAUCCUCUCGCGUUACGAUGGUCACCUCGAGCCUCAUUUCGGUAGCGACAAUGGCUUGCAGCUGAGCACGAUCGUCAUUGCUAUCAUGACUGUAUACCGUGUGGCACUCGGUUCUAUUGUCGAGACAGCGCUCAGCCAAUGUGCCUGGAUCUGGGUUUCUGCUGCACGACAAGAGCGCAAAGAAAAAACUGAACCUGCGCGACUGGAAGAUUUCAAAAUGUUCGAUGAAGCUUCCAGAGGGCUGAUAGGAUGUUUGAGUCUGAUUUGGCGGCUAAGAGGAGCGCAUCUUGCCUGCGUUGGAGCAGGAAUCAUUAUCCUGAUGCAAGGCUUCGAAACAUUCUCCCAGCAAAUGGUCACUUUCGAAGAAACCCCAACGCCACAACUUAAUGAUACCAAUUCCUUUGCACCUCCACCAGCAAGAAGCGAGACGUGGCAUAACGUCAUAUUUAAGGGCGUUGGAGGAGACCUUGACCUGGGUCUUUCGACGAAGGCUUCCUUUUACGAUGGGAUCAUGGCCAGCAGCGUAUCUGAGUUGCCAGUCUUCUGCGGCACUGCAAACUGUACUUGGCCAACCUUCCCGUCUCUUGCAGUUUGUGGCAAUUGCACGAGUGUAGAACCACAAAAGGAUUGUCCAGAAGAUCAGCCAUGUGCAUUUUCACUAUCUUCAGGUACCUCUGUGACGGCUCCUGGAGGCGACUCGACUGGACUCCAUUUCACAGUGGCGCCGUUGAUGAACACAUCAGCAGCUUCAACAUCGCAAGCAUACAUCUCAGCAUUUGAUGUUCUAUCGGUGUCCAAAGGUCGCACAGAGAUGACAGCGGAAGCUUGGCAAUGUGCCAUGUGGUUUUGUUUGAAUAGCUACGACGCGAUGGUUACGAAUGGACAACAAAACACCACAACAGUCGCAACUUGGUCUCGUACCGAGUUCGCUGCGGCAACGAGUGCCCACGAUGAUGAGUAUCACUUCAUCGACAUACCAGAAGAAAUACAAACCAACUCGCGGACACGGUAUAGCGUCCCACUCGAGUCUAUCGAUGUGUUGGAGAGCUUCAUGGCCUCCAAAAUGAUUGGUAAUUACUCGAACAUUGACAAUCACCCAGACUACAGCUCGGAUUGGAUCCAAGCCAUGCAGAAUGCAACGUCAGACAUGCCAGCAUUAAUGGCAAGACUGACUCUCAGCAUGACAAACGACAUCAGAAUGUCUGGCACAUUGGAUCCGAACAAUCGUGGAAAUAUGUAUGAGUACGCCGGCGCAGCAUAUACCCAAACACCAUUCGUGCAAGUCAAUUGGUACUGGGUCAUCUAUCCAGUGGUACUGAUGAUACUGGCAUUCCUGUAUCUCAUUCAAACUGUCUAG
Molecule: messenger RNA, 1572 nt
Organism: Pestalotiopsis fici W106-1
Lineage: Eukaryota; Fungi; Ascomycota; Sordariomycetes; Amphisphaeriales; Sporocadaceae
Exons: 3
Coding region: 1-1572 (523 amino acids)
Source: RefSeq, a predicted model, not a curated record